ACACUACCUAUUCGUAGAAGUAUUUAUUCAUCAUCCACAUAUUCAUUUUAAGCUUCUACGUCUGUGUACAGGAAAGUAUUAUUUGUAAGACGUAAGAGAAAAUAUAUCUGUUUAUUGUUAAAUUAUCAUGACGUUCUUUCCAACACAAAAAGUGUAGUACCUAUUGUUUCCAAACUGCGUUACCCACUCCAGCCAGUAGAUGGCGUCUAUCGGGUGAUGCUUCUUGUGUGACGUAUAAUGGACUGGACGGGACGGUUCUUCAGGAACAGGCGCCAACUCUUUCAACCACCUCGGUAGCCUGCUAGACAACAUAAAACUGAAAGAUUAAUUCUUUAGACCAUGUUAUUGUACAUUAGCUAAUCUCAGUGUUUUAGACACAUUUCGGUUGACGUAUCUACUGGUUAACUUUAACCUAAUGUGCUUGUUCAAUUUGCAAACUUGUUAAAGAUUGAUACUGAGGUUAGCACUAGGCUAGUCGCUAAUGCUAGCUAGCUAGCUAGCUAGCUAACAUCCCCGACCAUGAGCUCACUGAACUACUCCCUUGCUAAUGAAGAGGAGGUCUGCUUUACGGAGAAAGAAUCUUUCAGAAUGAAAAAGGAGGAAGAGGAGGCUGUUAUGGUGAAAGAAGAGAAAGAACCUUUUAGAGAGGAAGAGGGUGCUAUCUUAAUAAACGUGAAGGAGGAAGACGUUUUGGGAGUGAAAAAGGAGGAGACAGAAGAUCCGAUUGACACCAGAGAGAGACAUGACUAUGGUGGAUCCUCUGCGGAGCCUCAACAACAUCCUGAUGCUGACGAGGCGGAGAAGAGUCUCUCCAUAUCAGAACACCAGAUGGACAACGCUAGCCCUUCCAGCCUCCCGGAGUCCAUGUGUCGUGCCUCUCCCGGUCGCACCUUACUGCUGGGUAUGAAGAGGUUGUCUGUGCUGCUGGUGGACUUCAGGAAAACAACGGGGCUGAGUGGAACUGUGAGAGGAGGAGAAGAGAUGAAAGGAUCAGAUUUGACUCAUCAAAGAGAGAGACAUGACUAUGGUGGAUCCUCUGGGGAGCCUCAACAACAUCCUGAUGCUGACGAGGCAGAGAAGAGUCUCUCCAGAUCAGAUCACCAGAUGGACAACGCUAGCCCUUCCUCCCUCCCAGAGUCCCUGUGUCGUGCCUCUCCCGGUAGCGCCUUACUGGGUAUGAAGAGGUUGUCUGUGCUGCUGGUGGACUGCAAGAAAACAACAGGGCUGAGUGGAACUGUGAGAGGAGGAGCAGAGAAGAAAGGAUCAGAUUUGACACAUCAAAGAGAAAGACCAGACUCAGUGGAACCAGAGCCAGGGACGUCCAAACCAGCAAGAAGACACCAGUGCUCCCACUGUGGAAACGGUUGUAACCGGUUAUGGGACCUGAAACAACAUGAGAAAAUACACACAGGGGAGAAGUCUUACGACUGCUCCCAGUGUGGAAAGAUUUUAACUGUGUAGGGAGCCUGAAACAACAUGAGAAAAUUCACACAGGGAGAAGCCUUACCACUGCUCCCAGUGUGGCAAGUGUUUUAACCGGGUAGGGAGCCUGAAACGACAUGAGACAAUUCACACAGGGGAGACGCCUUUCCACUGCUCCCAGUGUGGAAAGUGUUUCACCCAGUUAGGGAAUCUUAAACAGCAUGGGCUAGUACACACAGGGGAGAAGCCUUACCAAUGCUCCCAUUGUGGCAAGUGUUUUAACCAGUUAAGGACUCUGACACUACAUGAGCUAGUACACACAGGGGAGAAGCCAUACCACUGCUCCCAGUGUGGCAAGUGUUUUAACCGGUCAGGACACCUGAAAGCUCAUGAGCUAGUACACACAGGGGAGAAGCCUUACCACUGUUCCCAGUGUGGCAAGUGUUUUAACCAGUUAAGGACUCUGAAACGACAUGAGCUAGUACACACAGGGGAGAAGCCUUACCACUGCUCCCAGUGUGGUAAGUGUUUUAACCAGUUAGGGAGCCUGAAACAACAUGAGCUAGUACACACAGGGGAGAAGCCUUAACACUAUUCCCAGUGUGGAAGAAGUUUUAACCAGAAAAACAGCCUGAACCAACAUGAGAAAAUACACAGAGGUGAGAUGCAUUACCACUCCUCCCAGGGUGCAAAGCAUUUGCCCAUUUAGGAAGCCUGAAAGAGCAUGACACAGAGGAGAAAGCUUACAAAAGCUUAGACUUUGGGAAAACAUAUUACUCAUAACAAUCACUUAAACGUCAUUAGAGAAUCCACACAGGAGAGAGAAAUUACUUCUCUUAGCGUGUAUAUUGAUAUUUCACAUCUCAUUUUUCUUACAAUUCAUCAGAGAACAUACACAGUGAUCCCGUUGUCUUAUAUUGUUGCCUUAUAAUGUGUUUACCUGUUUUUAUCAGAUGAAAUUGCUUCUUCCAAUUAUUGAUAAACAUGUACUGACUGUUAGAACUGUUCCAUGGAUUGAUGAGGAAUUUAAAAGCUGUAUGUUUGAAAGAGAUGGGGCAAAAGGAGUGGCUAAUAACUCUGGCUGCACAUCUGGCUGGCUUACAUACUGCAAAUUGAGAAAUGAUGUGACCAAACUCAACAAAAAUAAUCAACUUUAUUAGGAAGCCAAGAUCAAUGAUAUAAAGAAUGAUGGAAAAAAACACCAUGAAAGAAAAGUAGUGCAAGUAUCGAAUUUUGUAAAGUUAGUGUGGGAGAGGUGGAAAAAUUGUUAUCGAUCAAUAAUGACAAACCUCCUGGCAUUGACAACUUAGGAGUGGCUAUAGAGUCAGCUACUGUCCUCAGUAGCUUUCCAUCCAUCUGUCAUAUUUUUAAUAUGAGCCAAGAGGAAAGUCUUUGUUCUCAGGCCUGGAGGGAAGCCAAAGUAAUUCCACUACCCAAGAGUGGUAAAGCGGCCUUUACUGGUUCUAACAGCAGACCUAUAAGCUUGCUGCCAGCUCUUAGCAACCUAUUGGAAAACAUUGUGUUUUACCAAAUGUAAUGCUAUUUCUCUGUAAACAAAAGAACAACAGACUUUCAGCAUGCUUAUAGAGAAGGGCACUCAACAUGUACUGCACUAACACAAAUGACUGAUGAUUGGUUGAGAGAAAUUGAUUACAAGAAGAUUGUGGGAGCUCUAUUGUUAGAUUUCAGUGCAGCCUUUGAUAUUAUUGACCAUAACCUGUUGUUUAAGAAUGUUUGUGCUAUGGCUUUUCAACCUCUGCCAUAAUGUGGAUUCAGAGCUGUCUAUCUAAUAGAACUCAGAGGGUUUUUAAUGGAAGCUUCUCUAAUGUCAAACAUAUGAAGUGUGAUGUACCGCAGGGCAGCUCUCUAGGCCCUCUACUCUUUUCUAUUUUUACCAAUGGCCUGCCACUGGCAUUAAACAAAGCAUGUGUGUCCAUGUAUGCUGAUGAUUCAACCAUAUAAGCAUCAGCAACCACAGCUAAUGAAGUCACUGAAACCCUUAACAAAUAGUUGCAAUCUGUUUUGGAAUGCGUGGCCAGUAAUAAACUGGUCCUGAACAUCUCUAAAACUAAGAGCAUUGUAUUUGGUACAAAUCAUUCCUCAAGUUCUAGACCUCAGCUGAAUCUGGUAAUGAAUUGUGUGGCUGUUGAACAAGUUGAGGAGACUAAAUUACUUGGCAUUACCUUAGAUUGUAAACUGUCAUGGUCAAAACAUAUAGAUUCAAUGGUUGAAAAGAUGGGGAGAGGUCUAGCCGUAAUAAAGAGAUGCUCUGCUUUUUUUGACACUACUCUCCACAAAGCAAGUUCUGCAGGCUCUAGUUUUGUCUAAUCUUGAUUAUUGUCCAGUCGUGUGGUCCAGUGCUGCAAGGAAAGACCUAGUAAAGCUGCAGCUGGCCCAGAACAGAGCGGCUGUCACGCCCUGGCCAUAGAGAAGCUUUUAUUCUCUAUUUUGAUUAGGCCAGGGUGGGCAUUCUAUGUUCCUUUUUCUGUGUUUUUGUAUUUCUUUGUUUUUGGCUGAGUGUGGUUCCCAAUCGGAGGCAGCUGUCUAUCGUUGUCUCUAAUUGGGAAUCAUACUUAGGCAGCCUUUUUCCACCUGUGUUUUUUGGGUAGUUGUUUUCUGUAUAGUUGAUUUGCCUUACAGAACUGUUCAUUCUUCUCUUUGUUAUUUUGUUCUAAUGUUUUUUGAUGAAAUAAAAAUCAUGAACACUUA
Oncorhynchus nerka (sockeye salmon) is the source of this 4131-nucleotide messenger RNA. Its product is annotated as zinc finger protein with KRAB and SCAN domains 1-like. Gene Ontology annotation, biological process: regulation of transcription by RNA polymerase II. The record is from RefSeq and is a predicted model, not a curated record. The coding region runs from base 520 to 1461 and encodes 313 amino acids. Gene Ontology annotation, molecular function: DNA-binding transcription factor activity, RNA polymerase II-specific; RNA polymerase II cis-regulatory region sequence-specific DNA binding. The transcript is spliced from 6 exons. NCBI's taxonomy places the organism in Eukaryota, Metazoa, Chordata, Actinopteri, Salmoniformes, Salmonidae.